Molecule: messenger RNA, 93 nt
Organism: Cyphellophora europaea CBS 101466
Lineage: Eukaryota; Fungi; Ascomycota; Eurotiomycetes; Chaetothyriales; Cyphellophoraceae
Exons: 1
Coding region: 1-93 (30 amino acids)
Source: RefSeq, a predicted model, not a curated record
AUGUGUCCGGUUAUCCUGCUUUCUUACCAUUCACUAUCUCAUCUCAUGUCACCGAAAGAGACUCCGCUGGCUAUCCAACACGUGCCCGACUAA